Molecule: messenger RNA, 1593 nt
Organism: Cryptomeria japonica (Japanese cedar)
Lineage: Eukaryota; Viridiplantae; Streptophyta; Pinopsida; Cupressales; Cupressaceae
Product: linamarin synthase 2-like
Exons: 4
Coding region: 1-1593 (530 amino acids)
Molecular function (GO): UDP-glycosyltransferase activity
Source: RefSeq, a predicted model, not a curated record
AUGGUGAUGUGGCGAAGACAUCAUGCAGUUGUUGUUCCAUUCCCUGUUCAGGGUCACAUCAAUCCAAUGAUGCACCUUGCUAAAAUGCUGAGCUCCCAUGGAUUCAUGGUCACAUUCAUCAACACAGACCACGUUCAUUCUCGCAUGCUUAAACUCAACUCAUUCAGCAAUAGCAUUGAUGAAGAAGGGAUUCAAUUCAGACAUAUCCCUGAUGGUCUGCCAGAAUCUGAUUGCAGGACAGAUUUUGCAAAAUUGGCUAGUGCAACAGAGAAUACUAUGCCUCUCUUGCUUCGCAAUCUUAUUUAUGAGAUCAAUGAGAGCAGGGAUUGUCCCCCUGUCACCUUCUUGGUUGCAGAUUUUUUUGCAGGUUGGGCUUUGGAUGUUGCACAUCAUUUUAACAUUCCAGCUGCUGCUUUCUGGCCCGGACUUAUUGCUACUUAUGCCAUUAUUCACCACAUUCCGAGUCUCAUCUCCAAGGGAGUCAUACCAUCCAACGUUGUAGAAAUUCAGCUCACUGUAUUUGGUUUAACUCUACUUGAACAUGAGCUCGUUUUUUCGGAUUUUAAAAUGGUACUUGAUAUAGAGAGAUUUGUCCUUACACAAAAAUAUCCAAAUGGGCACUGGGCAUCUUUAUUUGGAUUUAGAGUCGUGUUAGUCCAUGGAAUAAUUCUGAGAGGUUUUCCAAAGGGUCAUGCAAUGGUCAAGUAUCUAGCCUCCAUGCCACCUCUCUACUCUGCAAAUCUUCCAUGGCUGAUUGGAAGUAAGGCGGACAAGGAGUUUCGCUUUCAGUUUUGGGUUCGGAACAUGAACAGACUAAGGAAGCUCAAGUGGGUUCUCUGCAACUCAUUCCAUGAUCUAGAGCUUCCAAUACUUAACAUGUUCCCAGAAGAAGUGGGCAUGUGUCCAAUAGGUCCUUUCAUCUCCAAUCUCCCAAGAGAGAAAACUACAAACAAUCAGAGUCUGUGGAGGGAAGAAUUCGAGUGCUUAGAUUGGCUUGACAAGCAUUCUUCCAAGUCUGUGAUUUAUGUCUCAUUCGGAAGCAUUGCAAUUCUGAAUGAAAGACAAUUGGAGGAGCUUGCACUUGGUCUGGAGGCCACAAAGCAGCCAUUUUUGUGGGUGGUGAGGUCUGAUCUAAUGGACAGAAAGCAAGCAGUCUUUCCUUCAGGAUUCUUGAAACGAGUUAAUACCAGUAAUCAGGGAUGCAUAGUAUCAUGGGCUCCACAGACGUCUGUAUUGUCUCAUCCUUCUAUAGCUUGUUUUGUCACACACUGUGGAUGGAAUUCCACCAUGGAAAGCAUUACAGCAGGCGUUCCCAUGCUCUGCUGGCCUUAUUAUGCAGAUCAGUUUCUUAACUGUGCUUAUAUAACCCAUGUCUGGAAAAUUGGGCUGGCCUUGAAUCCAAACCAGAGAGGACUUAUAGAGGCAGAGGAAAUUAAGAGCUCUGUGUGGAGAACAACUAUGGGAGAAGAAUGUGCAGAAAUGAAAGAGAAUGUGGCCAAACUGAAGGGCAGUGCCAUGGGUGCUGUGAAGGCAGGAGGAUCUUCUUACAACACCUUCACUAAAUUUCUCCAUGACAUGGAUAUAUAUGAAUAA